ACCCCGCACAAAAGCAUCUCGAUGCGAUGGGGGCUGAGCGCACACGCCAGCGCAUCGAUCACGCAGAGCCGCGUAAGAGGUGCUGGGCAGUCGCCCGCGUCGUGCUUAACGCGCCUGCGUCGAAAAAAAAGCCAAGGGGCUGCAUCACAAAAUGCUCGGCGGCAUGAAUAUACAACCGGAGCAGCACCGCUACCCCUUCCUCGCGUCGCUGCUCUGCAUCCCGUCGCAGGACGCCAUCAUUGAAAAUGAAGGGGCAGCCGGCCCGGAGGACGACGACGGGCGCCGCAUGCGCGAGGCGCGCGGGCUCGCACGGAUGAGUGACGACGCCAUCGCGGCGACGGCGGCGGCGCUCGCUGCGAGGCUGCCUCCCGAAGGCUGGCGUGUCGCGACCGAUGCCGAGUCGGGCCGUGACUACCUCUACAAUCAUAGUGGAGAGGUGCGCUGGACCGAUAACGCACCUGUCGUGCCAGACAGCGAGGAUACACAAAGGGAGUUGCUGCGGAGGGCGCUCGACGGCGACUUUGGCCAGCUCCUCGCGAAACAAUCCGCCCCGUUCUUCGACGGCUUCUUCCAGGAUGCGCAGGCCUGCCCCGCAGUAUCAAAAGAAGGCUGGCCGGACGUUAUCAACAGAUUUGUGAAGCGGCUGCCUGUGUUAGUAGAGCGCUCGAGGAACGUGGCGGGCGCCGACGCGCGCGCCGCGCUGGUGGACGCGGUCGCGGAGCCGUGCUUCUACCUCGCCGCUCAGAGGAGUGCGCACGCCGCCUUCUCCUCAGAGAUCGACCCGGCGGCGGCGUUUUCAAAAGCGGACCACGUCGCGGAACUGCCUGCUGAAUACCGAUGUGCCAUAGAGGGCUUCCGAGCGGCGCUCUUCGAUCGACUCACGGAAGCGCUGACCGAUGAUAGAAGGAGACAAGCGUUGAGGCGGGCCCUCCAGAUCAUUCCGAGACGGUCAAUCCUGGCUCUGGCGACGGUCCGCGCGCUACCGUCGUCGCACGCGACAUGUACAUCACUGGUAAAGCUCUUCGCGGAGAAGGGUCUGACGGGAAUGUCCGUGCUCCAGCGCCUGGCGGCGGCGGGCCUCGGCGCGCGGGACGCGAGGACCGAGCGGGACGCGUGUCUAGCAAAGGCGCAGCCGGCCGGCAACUGCACCGCCGGCUUAAGUUUAAAAUUGGAGCUGGCGGAUCUCAGCGACGCGGACUUGGAAGUUGUUGUGGAGGAGCUCGCUGAUAGUACAUCGAAGCGCUUCAGCACCCUGAAGGGGACCGCGCGGGACGCCUUGACACGGGCCUUGGAUUUGGAAACGUACGCGCGGCGCUGCGACCGCCUCGUGAGCGCCUACGGCGACGACGCGUACGUCGACCUCGUGGUCUCGCUCUACCCGGCGCUCGUCGCGCCGCUGAGCUACGCCCUGCAGUCGUCUGAAUUAAAUGGGGCUCAGGUCGCGGACCACCUGUUCUGGGCGACGAGCCGGGUCCUGGACGUGUUCGAAGGCUCGUUGCCGUUGACGCAGAAGCUUCGUGUUCUAGAUGAUGAAUUACGGGGCGUGCUCGGUUGUAUAAUGGGCCUCGCGCACCGGACGUCCCUCCAACACGCGCCGCGCGUGCGGCGGCUCUGCGCCUGGGCGGCAGACUGCGCUGCAGCGUGGCGGCCGCCGCUCGCGCACGACAAGGAGCCGUUUCCGGCCUACGCCGCGCGCGCCGCGGACGCGUGGACGGCGCGGGCUGCGGCGCGCGCGAGAGCCAAGGACCGUCGCGAAUUGCCGCACCGUGCUCCGAACGUAGACGAAGCGUCUCCGCUCGCAUAUAUCCGUUGGGCGAAUGGUCCCGAGGCCACCGAACAACUCGCGCGCCUCGGCUUCGUCAGGGUCAACGCAUCGUCGGGCGUCUGGGCUGCCGGCGACGGCGAAGACGUCGUCUCGCACUGUCGCAUCGUCUUCGGCGACGACGCGGCCGCCUCGACGGUCGACGAGGGAUGGCUCCGGGCCGCGGUCCUGCCCCAGGGCGGUAUUGCUUCGCUCAGUGGCGAGCCGCGGGCGCACCUGCUCUACCGGCGCGGACCGCGCGAGGGCAAGGCUGUCACCCUGGCGGGCCUCCGGCGCCUGCUCGCGCGGGCGGGCUACGACUAAGUUAGUGUUUGUGU
Molecule: messenger RNA, 2139 nt
Organism: Pelagomonas calceolata
Lineage: Eukaryota; Pelagophyceae; Pelagomonadales; Pelagomonadaceae
Source: the annotation of a GenBank genome assembly